Molecule: messenger RNA, 453 nt
Organism: Daucus carota subsp. sativus
Lineage: Eukaryota; Viridiplantae; Streptophyta; Magnoliopsida; Apiales; Apiaceae
Exons: 2
Coding region: 1-453 (150 amino acids)
Source: RefSeq, a predicted model, not a curated record
AUGCAUGUAAAAGAAGAUAAGAGAGACAAAGCUCUGGAAUGUGAUGGACUCGAGUCAUCACUCAUCAAGAACUUCCGCGGCAAUGAAGAGCUUAUGAUUGAGGGGCAAUGUAUAGAGGUUAGAUAUGUUUUUGUAUUUGAUUCUGGUGGUGGUGGCAGUGGUGGAGAUGGUGGAGGUGGCGGUGGAUAUGAAGGUGAGGACGACGGAGGUGGAGGUGACGGAACUGGAGGUGGUGGAGGAAGAGAAGAUGAAGAAGGAGAAGGUGGAGGUGGGUUGAAUUUGUUGGUUAUAGAUACGGUGGAGGCGGACAUGGAGAGGCGGCGGACAUGGAGGGGCAGUGGACAUGGAUGGGGUGGCGGCAUGAAGUUACAGGAAGUGAAGGUGGAGGCAGGUUGGGUUGGAGGAGAAAGUGGGGUUGCAGGAGAAUUUAGUGAUAUUCUCCAUAGAGUUUAG